This is a messenger RNA of Pan troglodytes (chimpanzee), 2674 nucleotides long. It is a transcript of the gene HSD17B11, whose product is annotated as hydroxysteroid 17-beta dehydrogenase 11. The transcript is spliced from 7 exons. The coding region runs from base 1106 to 2008 and encodes 300 amino acids. The record is from RefSeq and is a predicted model, not a curated record. Gene Ontology annotation, cellular component: lipid droplet. NCBI's taxonomy places the organism in Eukaryota, Metazoa, Chordata, Mammalia, Primates, Hominidae. Gene Ontology annotation, molecular function: steroid dehydrogenase activity; oxidoreductase activity, acting on the CH-OH group of donors, NAD or NADP as acceptor.
AGGUAAUCUUUAGGCUAAAUGAUUUGCUGUUUAUUCACUUGAAUAAAGAUAAAAUUCCUAAAGUACAACAUAUAUUUUUUAUUUUCAAACUCUAAUAGGUCAAGUGAAAAAUGAUUAUUCAAAUAUACUCUACUUUCUGGUGGAAACAAUCCCUUUGAUACGAUAACAAUUUUUUCUGGCGCUUGAUUGAAGCUGUCCUUGAACAGACAAAAUUUCCCGUCUUCCAGAAAUCGUGCUUAGUUCAAACUAAAAUGUGAUGUAGCGCAAUUUCUCAGCUGGAAGCAGAACGAUUGGUCUUUUCAGGAUCCUUUAAGAUAGGAAUCUACAUUUGCAUCCUCUAUCUAGUUUUUGUUUUUUAGGACAAGGUCUGGCCUUUUCGUCCAGGCUGGAGUGCAGUGGCGCGAUCUUCGCUCACUGUAGCCUCCACCUGGACUCAAGCAAUUCCCGUGCCUCAGUCUCUCGAGUAGCUGGAACUACAGGCACACGCCACUACGCCUGGCUAAUUAAAAAAAAAAAUUUAAGAGACCGGGGGUCUCCCUAUGUUGUUCAGGCUGAUCUCGAACUCCUGGGGUCAAGCGAUCCUCCGGCCAGGGCUUCUCAAAGUGCCAGGAUCACAGGCGAGAGCCGCCGCGCCCAGCGGCAACCCCUAUCUAGUGAUAAGCAACCUUCAACUAUGAAAGAAGCAUCUGGCCUGUGGACACUGUCGGUUAUCCUUGGAACUUAUCCAAUUUAGUAAAACAAGUGAGCAACUAACCCUCCAAGGCCGGCUCACGACACCGGGAGAAAGUGGUGUAAAAGACAAUCGCGGCCACACACCGCGUGGGGGCUGCGCAAAGCAGAACUAGGAAGCUUUGCUCCGGUCUGGACUUCGUCCCUCCCAGAUCUCUGAGCUAGCAAGCACUGCAGUCCGAGCCAAUUGCGAAAGACCAACAAAGCCCAGCCCAGCGGAAGGAACGGUUUCGGAGUUGUUUUUCUUUGAUACGGGAGUUCCUCCUUGCUCUCGCCCCUACUCUUUCUGGUGUUAGAUCGAGCAACCCUCUAAAAGCAGUUUAGAGUGAUUGGUAAAAAAAAAAAAAUACACCAAACGCUCGCAGCCACAAAAAGGAUGAAAUUUCUUCUGGACAUCCUCCUGCUUCUCCCGUUACUGAUCGUCUGCUCCCUAGAGUCCUUCGUGAAGCUUUUUAUUCCUAAGAGGAGAAAAUCAGUCACCGGUGAAAUCGUGCUGAUUACAGGAGCUGGGCAUGGAAUUGGGAGACUGACUGCCUAUGAAUUUGCUAAACUUAAAAGCAAGCUGGUUCUCUGGGAUAUAAAUAAGCAUGGACUGGAGGAAACAGCUGCCAAAUGCAAGGGACUGGGUGCCAAGGUUCAUACCUUUGUGGUAGACUGCAGCAACCGAGAAGAUAUUUACAGCUCUGCAAAGAAGGUGAAGGCAGAAAUUGGAGAUGUUAGUAUUUUAGUAAAUAAUGCUGGUGUAGUCUAUACAUCAGAUUUGUUUGCUACACAAGAUCCUCAGAUUGAAAAGACUUUUGAAGUUAAUGUACUUGCACAUUUCUGGACUACAAAGGCAUUUCUUCCUGCAAUGACGAAGAAUAACCAUGGCCAUAUUGUCACUGUGGCUUCAGCAGCUGGACAUGUUUCGGUCCCCUUCUUACUGGCUUACUGUUCAAGCAAGUUUGCUGCUGUUGGAUUUCAUAAAACUUUGACAGAUGAACUGGCUGCCUUACAAAUAACUGGAGUCAAAACAACAUGUCUGUGUCCUAAUUUCGUAAACACUGGCUUCAUCAAAAAUCCAAGUACAAGUUUGGGACCCACUCUGGAACCUGAGGAAGUGGUAAACAGGCUGAUGCAUGGGAUUCUGACUGAGCAGAAGAUGAUUUUUAUUCCAUCUUCUAUAGCUUUUUUAACAACAUUGGAAAGGAUCCUUCCUGAGCGUUUCCUGGCAGUUUUAAAACGAAAAAUCAGUGUUAAGUUUGAUGCAGUUAUUGGAUAUAAAAUGAAAGCGCAAUAAGCACCUAGUUUUCUGAAAACUGAUUUACCAGGUUUAGGUUGAUGUCAUCUGAUAGUGCCAGAAUUUUAAUGUUUGAACUUCUGUUUUUUCUAAUUAUCCCCAUUUCUUCAAUAUCAUUUUUGAGGCUUUGGCAGUCUUCAUCUACUACCACUUGUUCUUUAGCCAAAAGCUGAUUACAUAUGAUAUAAACAGAGAAAUACCUUUAGAGGUGACUUUAAGGAAAAUGAAGAAAAAGAACCAAAAUGACUUUAUUAAAAUAAUUUCCAAGAUUAUUUAUGGCUCACCUGAAGGCUUUGCAAAAUUUGUACCAUAACCGUUUAUUUAACAUAUAUUUUUAUUUUUGAUUGCACUUAAAUUUUGUAUAAUUUGUGUUUCUUUUUCUGUUCUACAUAAAAUCAGAAACUUCAAGCUCUCUAAAUAAAAUGAAGGACUAUAUCUAGUGGUAUUUCACAAUGAAUAUCAUGAACUCUCAAUGGGUAGGUUUCAUCCUACCCAUUGCCACUCUGUUUCCUGAGAGAUACCUCACAUUCCAAUGCCAAACAUUUCUGCACAGGGAAGCUAGAGGUGGAUACACGUGUUGCAAGUAUAAAGGCAUCACUGGGAUUUAAGGAGAAUUGAGAGAAUGUACCCACAAAUGGCAGCAAUAAUAAAUAGAUCACACUUAAA